CCUCCCUGGUUUCCCCGUCACCUCUAAUUUUAUGGUUUUUUUUUUUUUGAUCUUUCUGGUACUCAGAAAAGUGUCUGAACUGCUCUACGCUCAACUCCGUGUUUUUUUCAUUACAAGAUGGCCAAUACAAGGAGUGUUGCCAGAAACCAGAGUCACGAUGAUGAUGCAUCAUCAUCAUCAUCAUCAUCAUCAUCAUCAUCUACCACGAAGAGGUUCGAGACUUUUGAUAACAUGGGUGUGACAUAUUGGUCAAAUCUUACCCAUGAUGUGGUUUUUCUAAUUAUGAUGCAACUGGGAGUUGUUGAUUUCGUUGCAUUUAGUGAAGUCUGCAGGUCAUGGAGGUCACUUGCACUCUCAAACUGGAACAUAUUUAUGGCUUCCAAACCGCCCAUGUCAGUAUUUUCCCGUGCUAGUAAUGAAGAUUCGUAUUGGUACCUGGAGGACUUUGAAAGACGAAGGUUCAAAACUUUCAUUCCCCAUUCUGCUGGUAGAAUUUGUUUUGGAUUAACUUCUGGUUACCUAAUCUUGGGUGGGCGGGAAACCCAAGACUUCUGGCUUGUGAAUCCUAUCACAAGGCAUGAACUUCAUUUCCCUGGCUUCCCCAUAUAUGUUCAUGCUCUUGAACAAUUAAGUAUCAAGGAUAUCCUUUUCUUUUCACCUUCAACAUCUGGGUGGGUGUUUGUUGUGCUACAUAGAAAUAUAUCAUUUUCUAUAGCGGGUAAACGAGGAUGGAAUCAUGUCUCCUCCACUAUCCCCAUCCUUGAUUUACAUGCUCUAAAGGGUAAGAUAUAUAUCCUACACACCGAUUUUUCUGUAUGUGAACUUAGACUCGAUCCGAAUUCGAAUCACAAAUGGCCGUUACUCGAAACCAAGAAUUUUCCGAAGUCGGACUUAUCAUAUCCACAACUUAUAAGUUCCGGUGAAAAUAUUUAUCUGAUGAGUCUAUUUUCACAACCUUACAAGGUUUUUGAACUAGAUUUUGGUGAAAUGAAAUGGGUGUCGCCAAAAAAGACAAUAGAAGAAUAUGCAUUCUUUCUUAGCGAGAAAAAGUCUUCUGCUGCUAUUAAACCAGAGUCAUGGGUUGGCCCUCAAACACACUACAAGAGCUAUGAUUACUUCCUGCACACUAAUAAAAUUCGACAACGCAUGUUCUAUUAUCAAAAGUGGAUGUGGUACUUCCCGUGUGAUUGUUUGAAUGUUAAUAUCUUAGAUCAAUGAUGACUUGUUAGUAUAGUUAUCUUUGUUUUGAUUGUGGAC
Messenger RNA from Lactuca virosa, 1257 nucleotides. The record is from the annotation of a GenBank genome assembly. Lineage: Eukaryota; Viridiplantae; Streptophyta; Magnoliopsida; Asterales; Asteraceae.